This is a messenger RNA of Lasiodiplodia theobromae, 939 nucleotides long. RefSeq names its product Gpi-anchored cell wall organization protein ecm33. Bases 1 to 939 code for a protein of 312 amino acids. The transcript has 2 exons. Lineage: Eukaryota; Fungi; Ascomycota; Dothideomycetes; Botryosphaeriales; Botryosphaeriaceae. The record is from RefSeq and is a predicted model, not a curated record.
AUGCUGGACCACCGAAACUUACUGCGACUGUCGAGUUUUGUCUUCCUCUGCAUCCUUGGCCAAGGAUUUGCUCAGGGACCGUCAUGCUCCAGUUCGGCCACAACCAUUCGGAAUUCUGCCGACGCCACAAAACUUGCUGCGUGCCCCACAUUCACCGGGAACAUCAACAUUGCCGCCGAUGCCGGGAGAGAUAUCGCGCUUGAUGGUAUCCAAACGCUUCGAGGAUACCUCAGUGCAGAUUCUGCAAAUGGGCUCAGGUCGUUGUCAGCCGACUCCUUGGAAACCGUGGACGGGUAUAUGUAUCUGGAAAGGCUCGCGAAUCUGGAAUCUUUGAGCAUGCCCAAGCUCCAAACAGUGGGACAACUCAGGCUGAACGAUUUGCCAGCGCUGUCGAAACUGGGAUUUGACGCCACCAUCAACAACUGCUCGAAUCUUUUUGUGAGCGAUACAGCGCUGCUCACUCUUGAUGGACUCGAUCCGGAAGGAAUUACCAAUGGCUUCCAGGUCACGAGCAACAAGAAUCUGGAAAAUAUCACCAUGUCAGUGGCGUCCACAAUGGCAACAGUCGCAUCCAACGUAACCAUCGCGAACAACUCCCCCGCUCUUUACGUCUCUUUACCAAACUUGGCAGCGGCACAGAACCUUGUCAUUACAAAUGCAACUCAGAUCUCUCUGCCUGCACUCCAACAUGCGUACAUACUCAGUUUGAUGAGCAAUGCUUUUACUGAGUUCAGCGCGCCCAAGCUCGAAAGUGUUGGUAACGACACGAUGGGAAUUACGAUACAAAGCAAUCAAGGCGUGACCACGCUCGAUUUUCCCGUGCUGGCUCGUACUGGAGUUUUGACUGUAUUGGACAAUACCCGGCUGCAGAAUUUGGUACUUCCAAAGCUCCAACUCGUACCCAACGGCAUUAUGUUGGAGGGGAAUCUGGCCAAGUGA